ACAGUCACAGGUUCCAUACCCCCGCCCGGUGUCACCACGGCGCCUUCCGCGGCUUCAGCAGCUGUCAGCCGGUGGGCCCGCGGCGCGCCGGCUCGUGUCAGGCCGGGAGGGCGCUGUCGGCCGCACGGGGCCGGUAAACACAGAUCGGGGGGCGGCCGGAGACAACCGAUCGGCCCGGCCGGCUCGCAGUGCUGGCGCGGCGGCGGGGUCAGUCGGUUGGGCUGUGUGCAGGGAAUUGGAGGGCUUCAAAGUCUGCAGCUUGUCUCAAGAUACAUAACACGGUCGUCUCGUCUGGGGAGCUGCCAGACCCAUCAGUGGAGCUGCCAGGCACGCCAGGUCGAAUCAAAGGACUCUGUUGACUCAAUAGUCUGAUUCGGGACUCAGAAGAGCUGCUUGGCCGUCGUCUAACUACACAGCGCUUCAGGAGAGCCACAGUCAGCCAGGAGGGCAGCAUCAUGGAGGAGGUGCCUCUGCGUAUCACGGGAGUGCAGACCCACGACCUGAGGUUCCCCACGUCUCUGCAGCUGGACGGCUCAGAUGCAGUGCACACGGACCCCGACUACUCGGCGGCGCUGGUAAUUUUGGAGACAAAUACAGAGCUUCAGGGACAUGGCACCACCUUCACCAUCGGUCGAGGAAACGAAAUCGUGUGCGAAUGCGUCAAGGCUCUGCAGUUUCUCGUGGUUGGGAAGACCCUGGACUCUAUCGUCGACAACUUCGGCAAGUUCUGGGACAACAUGGUCAACGAAAGCCAGCUCCGAUGGAUCGGGCCUCAGAAGGGUGUGUCACACCUGGCCACGGCCGCUCUGGUGAACGCCAUCUGGGACCUGUGGGCCCGCCGAGAGAGGAAGCCCGUCUGGCGGCUCCUCUGUGACAUGACGCCCCAGCAGCUGGUCAACGUCAUGGACUUCAGAUACAUCUCUGAUGUGCUGACCAAGGAGGAGGCGCUGGACAUGCUGACCAUCGACCCGGACGUGCAGAAGGAGCGGGAGGAGACGAUGCUGAAGGACGGAUACCCGGCCUACACCACCGCAGCAGGCUGGCUGGGAUACAAGGACGAGAAGAUCCGGGUGUUGUGCCGCCAGUAUCUGGACGCCGGCUGGGACGAGUUCAAGAUCAAGGUGGGCCAGGAUCUGGCCGACGACCGGCGGCGACUGCAGGUGGUCAGGGAGACCAUCGGACCUGAAAGGAACCUGAUGGUGGACGCUAACCAGCGCUGGGACGUCCCAGAGGCCAUCUACUGGAUGAAGGAGCUCUCAGAGUUCCGACCACUCUGGAUCGAGGAGCCCACGUCACCAGACGACAUACUCGGACACGCGCAAAUCGCCAAGGCGCUGGCCCCGUACGGUAUCGGCGUGGCCACCGGCGAGAUGUGUCAGAACAAGGUGAUGUUCAAGCAGUUCCUGCAGGCUGGCGGCAUGCAGUUCUGCCAGGUGGACAGCUGCCGACUGGGCGGCAUCAACGAGAUUCUGCCCGUCUACCUGAUGGCGCACAAACUCAACGUGCCCGUGUGUCCGCACGCGGGCGGUAUCUGUCUGAACGAGAUGGUACAACACCUCCAGGUGUUUGACUACGUCCGCGUGUCGGGUAGCACGGAGAACCGCCGGAUCGAGUACGUCAGCCACCUGUCGGAGCACCUCGAGACGCCGGCGGUGUGCCGCGGAGCACGAUACUUCCCGCCGCAGGAGCCGGGUUACAGCUGCCGGUUCCGGCCAGAGGCUCUCUCGGCGUUCCGGUUUCCCGAUGGCACAGAGUGGAAGCGUCUGAUCCGAGCGGGCCUGGCGCGUAACACGCGUGCCGACUGACUGCCGCCGUCCGCUCACCAUCGCGGUACUGCCGACUGCACAACCGGGAGCCGUCUGAGCGCCGCGAAACAGCUGCCCGGGGGACAGCCCGCUGAAUGGGGGGUAAAUGAGCGCUGGUCGGCUACCUCAGCCGGUUAUGUAGGUGGCUGAGGAGCUGGGCACAGCCACGGCAGGCUUUGGGGCCCUGGGCAUCAGCGUUACGCACAGAGCUAACAGCACAGAGCUAACAGGUUUGCACAAGGGACUCAGCUGGCCCCAGGUCCCAACCCGGCGACAUAUGCAACUCAGUGUGGUACCGGGCUGUCGAAACCGGAGGGGAUAUUGUGUGCAGUAGUGGUUCGUACGAGUCAUAAAAACGGAGACUUGCUUGAAGAUUAUGUGACGUGCAAUUAUGGGACCAAAUAACUAUUUAGUGAUAACGUGAAAUAUAAAUAGAACUG
Messenger RNA from Amphibalanus amphitrite, 2245 nucleotides. Its product is annotated as mitochondrial enolase superfamily member 1-like. Gene Ontology annotation, biological process: carbohydrate catabolic process; amino acid catabolic process. Gene Ontology annotation, molecular function: L-fuconate dehydratase activity; magnesium ion binding. NCBI's taxonomy places the organism in Eukaryota, Metazoa, Arthropoda, Thecostraca, Balanomorpha, Balanidae. The transcript is spliced from 10 exons. The record is from RefSeq and is a predicted model, not a curated record. Bases 456 to 1805 code for a protein of 449 amino acids.